Molecule: messenger RNA, 4318 nt
Organism: Dicentrarchus labrax (European seabass)
Lineage: Eukaryota; Metazoa; Chordata; Actinopteri; Moronidae
Product: G protein-activated inward rectifier potassium channel 1-like
Exons: 3
Coding region: 243-1802 (519 amino acids)
Biological process (GO): potassium ion import across plasma membrane; regulation of monoatomic ion transmembrane transport
Cellular component (GO): plasma membrane
Molecular function (GO): G-protein activated inward rectifier potassium channel activity
Source: RefSeq, a predicted model, not a curated record
CUGAGAAAAAAGUUGGCACUUGGCAGGAGACUGCUUUGCGUAAAGGACCGAGUCUGAAUCAUGUUUUGCGCAGAAUCUGUGCUCACUUACGAUUAAUUUACAGGAGAGAGGCGCAUCUCCAUCUCACAGGAUGCGAGUAGCGCGCUGAAUGGUUUUGGGAAAAGGGGGGUACCAAACUUGCGUAAAAGAGCCUGAUUUUGCACAAGUACUGAUUGCUUGUCACAAGUAAGUUGAUUGACACGAUGUCAGCCUUACGGAGGAAAUUUGGCGAGGACUACCAGGUGGUCAACACCAACCAGGGCAUUACUUUUUCCGCACCGGUGAAGAGAAAGAGGCAGCGGUUUGUGGAGAAGAACGGCCGCUGCAACGUCCAGCACGGUAACCUUGGCGGGGAGACCAGCCGGUACAUUUCAGAUCUCUUCACCACGCUGGUGGAUCUGAAGUGGCGCUGGAACCUACUGAUCUUUAUCCUCACUUACACAGUUGCGUGGCUGGUUAUGGCUUCUAUGUGGUGGGUGAUCGCCUACAUCCGCGGCGACCUGAGCCACGGCGGCCACGACAAGUCAUACACCCCGUGCGUCGCCAACGUGUACAACUUUCCCUCCGCGUUUCUGUUUUUCAUCGAGACCGAGGCGACCAUCGGCUACGGCUACCGCUACAUCACAGAGAAGUGUCCGGAGGGCAUCAUCCUAUUCCUCUUCCAGUCGCUGCUGGGGUCCAUCGUGGACGCCUUUCUCAUCGGCUGCAUGUUCAUCAAGAUGUCGCAGCCGAAGAAGCGCGCGGAGACGCUGAUGUUCAGCCAGUACGCGGUCAUUUCGCAGCGGGACGGGAAGUUGUGCCUCAUGUUCCGAGUGGGGAACCUUCGGAACAGCCAUAUGGUGUCCGCGCAGAUCAGGUGCAAACUCAUCAAGUCUCGACAGACCCCAGAAGGCGAGUUCCUGCCCCUGGACCAGUGUGAGCUGGACGUGGGUUUUGGGACGGGGGCGGACCAGCUCUUCUUGGUGUCGCCUCUGACCAUCUGCCACGAGAUCAACACCAAGAGCCCAUUCUUCGAUCUGUCACAGCGCUCACUCAUGAACGAGCAGUUUGAGAUUGUUGUCAUCCUAGAGGGCAUCGUGGAGACCACUGGUAUGACAUGCCAAGCAAGGACAUCUUACACCGAAGAUGAAGUCUUGUGGGGCAAUCGUUUCCUCCCUGUCAUGUCACUGGAGGAGGGGUUCUUCAGAGUCGACUACUCCCAGUUCCACAACACCUUUGAGGUCCCUACGCCUCCCUACAGUGUCAAAGAGCAGGAGGAGAAGUCCUCGUUGACGUCGCCCAAUCCUCUACCUGUUGCACCCACACCCUCCUCCCCUAUGCUGGGUAACGGUGGCAGAGGAGCCCGCAGAGAAAGGCUCCUGUCAGCUGACUAUGCAGACCACGUAGAGGACCAAGCCUUCAGGCUGCCCAGAAAACUCCAGCGCAUGAGCUCCACCAAGGAGGAGCUCCUCUGGAGGGGGCUGAAGACAGGGCCAGCCUUGCCUGGGGGGAAGGCCUCCAGCACAGGAGACCUUCCGCUUAGUAUUCAGAGGCUGAGGUCCAGCUCCAUCCCGGUCGCGAUGCAAGGACAGCCAGAGGAGCAGGUCCAGCUGUUGUCCUUAGAUGGAGAUGCUGAAGAGGAUGAGCUGGAGAAACAGAGACUGCCAGCAGCCAUUAGGACCAUCACUGCUCCGACCCCACCAUUAGUCCAGAUCCCCUUGGUAGGGAGUCGGCCAGAGGACAAUCUACCCGCCAAACUGCGCAGAAUGAAUGCUGACCGCUGACUUCUGCAGACUAUCUUUAAGCCUAAAAACAUUUUGAAAACUAAAUCAGGCUUGAUGGGCAUUGCAUAUAAAUAAGGACUACUGUGAUAUAAGUUUUAUUUUUUCCUGCAACUUAGGGGCUCUAUACUAAGUUGUCCAUUGCCACAAAUAGAAGGACAACACCAAUAAGCCAUCCAUCCGCUCAUACUGUGAGUCAUUUUUGAUAGACCACCAUCUGUGCCCCCCCGCCCACUGAUUUCUUACACUUUUGCCCUUGUGCUUGUUUCUUUCACUUCUGUUCGUAGAGUUUGUGCAUCAAAUACUUUAUUAUCUGAAAAGCAACUAAACUUUUUUCAAUUAAUCAAGCACCAGUGACAGUCGUGAAAAAGACUCACCUGAAGUUACUGUUUGCAAAACCCCUCCCCUGAACAGCAACUGUCCAAUCCCAGUUCAGCAACUGUAACUAGCCGGUCUGUCAAGCUUUGGAUUUUUUCACAUGCUUCCAGCGGUCUACAUUGUACUGUAUUAGGAUAAAGACCCACUAAAAGUGAUGCAAUGCGAUGCAAAGUUUGCCCCCAUUCAUUUUCCACGGGAUACGAGCGAAGCAUUAUGGGAUUCCCUGCAAUGCAGGACUGACCAGCAAUGUGAAAAAAGAGAGAGUCCAAGGUUGAACAUUUUCAACUUAAUGCAAAUGAGGGCCGAAUUCCAAAUUCAGUUGGUGGCUACGCAGUAUUUUGCAGUAAAACUGACAAACAAAAAAGCAAUGCAGUGCUGGGACAGCACGUUUAGUGUUGCUGCUGUGGAGAUCAUUAUUGUACUUUCUGUUCACUCUUUUUCUUAUGUCCCUGGCCUUCAGGAUUGCAGUACAAACAAAGUGCUGCUUGGCACAAAGUCACUUAAACUCUGGGAGAAGCUUGUGAGCUCUGACACACCCACCACAACGAGUGAGAGGUGGCAGAGACUAAAGUGCUCGGUAUACUCGCCGUUCUCGACCUGUCGCGCGACAAUGUGAUGUCACGGGAGCGCCGUAACUAUUUAUACUUGCGCGUGGUGGUUGCGAUACUAGUUGCAGUCUUCUCCUGAACAGAGGUGUCGCUACUGAGGAAAGGCUACCGACUUUUGCAAGAAAACGUUUUUUUUUUUUGCUUCAAAUCGGUCGUGGAGGUACUUCCAAAUUUUCCAGCAUAUGGCCUCCUCUUUUCCAACAUCCAUGGCGAGAAAUCGCCAUGAAUUCUGGCACCUCUGGGCAUCUCUGUGUUCCUUCAUUGAAGGAUCGUACAGAUCGUCCAUCUUCCUGUUUCCGGUUUGUCGCGCUCAGCUGAAAAAAAAAGAGUGGUGCGCGACUGGGCCAAAAUCCUGGCGCGCCAGCGAGAUCUGCGUCAUUUUGAUGUCACCUUGUCGCGCGUCAGGUCGGCAACGGCAAGUAUACCGAGCGCUUAAGGCUGCACCAUAUGGUAAAAACAUCAAAUUGCGAUUAUUUGGACAGAUAUUGCGAUUGCAAUAUGAUUUGCGAUUAGUGUGAGAAUGAUCAGUUUUGCAUCACAAAUGAAAUUUUCACUGAAAAAAUAUUAAAAUCCCAAUGAUGCAAAAUCUUUUAGGGUCUGUAGCAUGCAAACAUGUUUUCUUAAAUCUAGAGAACAAGAUUUGUUGUCCAGGGCAUCUCUGCAGCACUACAACAUUUCACUAUAAAGCUGUUUUGUCACACAUUUUUAGCUUUAUCAAAUUACUGCAGCUUCUGUGGUUUGAAUAAUUAUUAAUUAAUGCUUAUUUAAUUAAUUAAUUAAUUAAAUUAUUAAUUGUGUUUAAUUGUGCAGCCCUAGCAGAGACGAAGUAGCGUGAUUAGGAGCGUAUCUAUGUUACCCAGGGUCCUAUGUUCCCUAACCCUAAUGCUAACCUGGAAGGGGAGACAUAAGUGACAGAGUUGUGAUCUGAAACUACACCGCUAGAUGCCACUAAAUUCUACAGACUGGACCUUUAAUGGUUGGCUAGAAAUGAGAAACCUACUUUUACCCACCUGUCUGUGAAAUCAAGCACCUUUAGUUUCGAAUUUUGAGUAGUAAAUCUUCCACCGUUGUCUUUGUAAACUGCAUACAAAAGCUUGUCAGGCGUAGCAACAGUAGCUGUGGGGGACAGCAAACUUAGCAAACAGUCAAUCAACCUGAAUUGGGUAAAACAAAUCAAAAACCCUGCUACACAGGUCAGGCUGAAACACUAUAUUUAUUUAUCAAUUGUCCUGAGUAUUUGUUUAUGUGAAUGCUCAUUUGAAGUAUGUUUACUACUGUACAAUUUUAACUAUUUUUACCUCUUGGUGCAGUGUUUGCAUUGGCCCGUUAUACGCAAGGGUGACAAAAUGUAAUCACAGAUCAAUUUUGGACUAUGGACUUUCUUUUAACAUCAACUGAUUUAUUAAAAUGUAAAUCAAAUAUUUGGGAAUGCAGGGAUGCUGACAUCAGGGGAUACAUGUAUUAUUGCUGAUAUAAAGGAAAGAUACUACUUCAUAUUGCAACUCCUAAAUAAUAAAUUAUUUGAAAUCACAA